Messenger RNA from Anarrhichthys ocellatus (wolf-eel), 5511 nucleotides. RefSeq names its product PTPRF interacting protein alpha 4 (gene ppfia4). Lineage: Eukaryota; Metazoa; Chordata; Actinopteri; Perciformes; Anarhichadidae. The record is from RefSeq and is a predicted model, not a curated record. Gene Ontology annotation, molecular function: protein binding. Gene Ontology annotation, biological process: synapse organization. The transcript has 29 exons. Gene Ontology annotation, cellular component: presynaptic active zone.
GUGAGCGUCGGUUCGGUGGCGGUGUGUGGAGAGAUGGAAGCGGAGAAGGCGGAUGCAGAUAAGACUCGCUCUCACUGUCCCCAAGUCUAAGGACGCAGAUUAAACGUUUCCUCUCGGAUAUUUUUCCUUCUUUUUUUUUUUUUUUACAUUUUUCUGCCAAUAUGCUAUGAUCUCCGUCGUGCUCGCGGGCACCACCCAUCCAAACGUACCCGUCUAUCUCUGAGCUGUCAAUCAAAUCACGCCGGGAUUUCUACAUGUGAGUGCAUGGCGCGCCGGGCAGGGCGGAUCUGCUCACGGGGUGAAAAAACGCCGCUUAAUAUGGAUGAAAGGUCAACCAUCAUCUCAUCGUUUCAAUCACUCUGAUUAGCGACACUGUCCUAUAGCGUUGCCCAGACCACAGAGCUGGGAAGAUGAUGUGCGAGGUGAUGCCGACCAUUAACGAGGGAGACUCGGCUGGUCCUCCCAGAGGCACCAGCGGCGUCCCGAACGGCUCGGACCAGGAGGCCAACUUCGAGCAGCUGAUGGUCAACAUGCUGGACGAGAGGGACAAGCUCCUGGAGUCCCUGAGGGAGACCCAGGAGACCCUCAUUCAGUCUCAGACUAAGCUGCAGGGGGCGCUGCACGAGAGGGACGUGCUCCAGCGGCAGAUCAACGCCACGCUGCCUCAGGAGUUUGCCACCCUGACGAAGGAGCUGAACAUAUGCCGGGAGCAGCUGCUGGAGAAAGAGGAAGAAAUAUCGGAGCUGAAAGCUGAAAGAAACAACACCAGGCUGCUGUUGGAGCACCUGGAGUGUCUGGUGUCUCGUCACGAACGCAGUCUGAGGAUGACAGUGGUGAGGAGACCCCCAUCGUCUGGAGUCUCCAGCGAGGUAGAGGUCCUCAAAGCCCUGAAGUCGCUGUUUGAACACCACAAGGCUCUGGAUGAAAAGGUACGUGAAAGGCUUCGUGUGGCUCUGGAGAGGGUGUCCACCCUGGAGGGACAGCUAGCAGUUAACACACAAGAGUUGAACAUGGUGAGACAAAGGAAGGAUGGUGACUCAGUGGAGCGAACAGAUGGAUCCAAACCUACAUGGAAGAGACUGCCCAACGGCUCCAUAGAUGCCCACGAUGAUGGCAGCCGGGUGUCUGAGCUUCAGGAGCUGCUGGAUCGGACCAAUAAGGAGCUCGCCCAGAGCCGUGACCACUCUGCCACUCUCAGCGGCCGCAUGGCCGACCUCGAGGCAGAGCUCGCAAAUACACGCCGAGAACUGAGCCGCAGCGAGGAACUGUCAAUCAAACAACAGCGGGAACAGAGAGAGAGAGAAGAUAUGGAGGAGAGGAUAACAACGUUAGAGAAACGCUACCUGGCUGCUCAGCGGGAGACCACACACAUCCACGACCUCAACGACAAACUGGAGAAUGAACUGGCCACUAAGGACACGCUGCACCGACAGAGCGAGGAGAAGGUGACCUAUAUCUGGCAGCUGGUGAUCUUGGGCUCAAUACACACUUCAUCCUUUAAUCCACACAGAGAUGCUUGAUUAGCUGCAUGAAUACACCCAAAUGGAGUCUGUGUCGAAAGAGAAAAUGUGAUGAUGUCAUUCCCACCCGUCUGGUUCUCUCUCUCCGCUCAUCAGGCUCGUCAGAGAGAGAAAAUGAAUGAGGAGCACAACAAGCGCUUGUCAGACACCGUGGAUCGUCUGCUCACUGAGUCCAAUGAAAGACUGCAGCUCCAUUUGAAGGAACGCAUGGCUGCCCUGGAGGACAAGAACUCCCUCAUUCAGGACCUCGAGAACUGCCAGAAACAGCUUGAAGAAUUCCACCACACCAGGGAACGGCUAAUUGGAGAGAUUGAGAAGUUGAGAAAUGAGAUCGACCACUUGAAACGUCGCAGUGGGGCGUUUGGAGAUGGAACUCACCCUCGGUCGCACCUGGGCAGCGCCAGUGACCUUCGCUUCUCUGUGGUGGAGGGCCAAGAUGGCCACUACAGCACAACUGUGAUCAGGCGGGCACAUAAGGGCAGAAUGUCGCUACGAGACGACCCGAACAAGGACUACCCGUCUCUGCGUGGAAGCGUCAGCCACCUCCUCGGCAGCGACAUCGAGGCAGAGUCAGACCUGGAUGAUGACGUUAGCUCGACCCUGCUUUCCCCCAGCGGCCAAUCUGACGCUCAGACUCUCGCUCUCAUGCUGCAGGAGCAGCUCGACGCUAUCAAUGAAGAGAUAAGGAUGAUCCAGGUGGAGAGAGAGUCAGCAGACCUCCGCUCUGACGAGAUCGAGUCUCGCGUGAACAGCGGCAGCAUGGACGGACUCAACGUGACGCUUCGACCCCGCGCGCUGCCCACCUCCGCCACUGCCCAGUCUCUGGCAUCAUCCUCUUCCCCACCCACCAGUGGCCACUCCACACCUAAACACCACUCACGCAACGCCAGCCACCAUCUAGGCAUCAUGACUCUGCCAAGCGACUUGAGGAAACAUCGCAGGAAAGUAGCAUCUCCUGUGGAAGUGGACAAAGCUACUAUCAAGUGUGAAACAUCGCCUCCCUCGUCCCCCCGCAGUUUACGGCUAGAAACCAAUUUCGCGCAGUUCACAGGCAGUCUAGAGGACGGCCGAGGCAAGCAGAAGAAAGGCAUCAAGUCAUCUAUUGGCCGAUUGUUUGGGAAGAAGGAGAAGGGUCGAUUGGAGCAGACUGUAGGCAGAGAUGGACAGCCUCUACCGGCAUUAACAGACUUUGAAAUGGGCAUUGGUGACACUAUGACUCUGGGAAAACUGGGCACACAGGCUGAGAGGGACCGCAGGAUGAAGAAAAAACACGAGCUUUUGGAAGACGCCAGGAAAAGAGGCCUGCCAUUUGCCCAUUGGGACGGCCCAACUGUUGUCUCGUGGCUAGAGCUGUGGGUGGGUAUGCCAGCGUGGUACGUGGCAGCCUGUCGGGCAAACGUGAAGAGCGGAGCCAUCAUGUCAGCUCUGUCCGACACAGAGAUUCAGAGGGAGAUUGGCAUCAGCAACCCUCUGCACCGACUCAAACUCCGCUUGGCCAUCCAGGAGAUGGUGUCCCUCACCAGCCCGUCUGCACCACUUACCUCCAGAACGUCCUCCGGAAAUGUGUGGGUGACUCAUGAAGAGAUGGAGAACCUGGCUUCCUCCACUAAAGCGGACAAUGAGGAGGGCAGCUGGGCACAGACUCUGGCGUAUGGCGAUAUGAAUCAUGAGUGGAUAGGGAACGAGUGGCUGCCCAGCCUGGGCCUGCCUCAGUACCGCUCAUACUUCAUGGAGUGUCUGGUGGACGCACGCAUGCUGGACCACCUGACCAAGAAGGACCUGAGGAGCCACCUCAAGAUGGUGGACAGCUUCCAUAGGGCUAGUCUGCAGUAUGGGAUUAUGUCCUUGAAGAGACUCAAUUAUGACAGGAAAGACCUGGAGCGCCGGAGAGAGGACAGCCAACACGAGAUGAAAGAUGUGUUGGUGUGGACCAAUGAGCAGGUGAUCCACUGGGUCCUGUCCAUUGGUUUAAGGGAGUAUAGCGGCAACCUGCUGGAGAGCGGCAUCCACGGAGCGCUCAUCUCUCUGGACGAGACCUUCGACUACAGCAGCCUCGCGCUCAUCCUGCAGAUCCCUAUGCAGAACACACAGGCCCGGCAGGUUCUGGAGAGGGAGUUCAACAACAUAUUAGCCCUGGGGACCGACCGUCAACUAGAGGAGAGUGGGGACGACAAGUCUUUUCGACGCUCUCCGUCGUGGCGCAAGAGGUUUCGGGCACGCGAGGGAGGGGUGGGGCUCGGCAUGAUGGCGGGCUCCAUGGAAACGCUGCCUGCUGGCUUCCGCAUGCCCUCCAUGUCCAUGCCGCCCUGUGUGAAUUUGAUGCCCAAGAAACAGCUUCAGCCUGAAGUGCAUUCUCAUUACCUAUAUGGACACAUGCUUGCGGCCUUUUGAGAGUGAUAUGCCAAAUCUGGAGAGGGAGUUCCGGGUGCCACUGGGGAGGGGUCUCCCCCCCCCCCACCCCCCUUUUUGUUGCCCGGCCUCACCUCCCAACGUUCACCUCUCACCUCUCCUUCGGACACGUGCAAUACAGAGGCCAACUCUGAUCUUUUGAACUCUUUGAGAGUGCUCAUUGGCUGCGCUCGCUGCUGUAAAGGAGACUCAUCCCUGUCUCUCCCAGUUUACCCCCAGUGCUCCCAGUAGCCUUGUUGUUGUGGUGUUGUGCUCCUGCUCCCCCUGGUCUCAGCUGUGGGUUCUUGUCUGGUUCUAAUCUGUCAACAUGGCCAAGUCCAAACCAAUCUUCCAAUGUCAUCAGGACCUCUGCAACACAAAAGUCGGUCGGUGUAAAAAAAAAAGAUUCAUAGGGAUGGUGAGACGUUGUUGAUUUGGAUUUGGGAAUGAUGAAUACUUGUAUAAAUGGCAGAUCCCACUGCACAUUGCCCCUCUACCGGUUAUGCAAGGUAUUACUCAUUUAUCGUCUCUGUACAUAAAAUGGAUGACUUAUGUUUUUUAUAGAAAUAUUAUAUAUAUAUAUAUAUAUAUAUAUAUUGGAAAUAUAUAUGGAAAAUAAUAUAAUAUCAUUGCUGUAUGAAACCCAAUGCCCUGUAUUCGAUAGUGACUGUUCUCUCUCUUUCUCUCUCUUUCUCUUUCUCUCUGUGUCGGACCUUUGUGUGUCUUUUGUUGUAUGCCGUAAGUGUGUGACUUGUUAGUGGGAGGGUCUCACUAAGGAAGGGGUGUGUUUCUACAAGGACUCUUCACAGGUUCAUGGGUCCAAUUUCAGACUUCUCUCUUUGCCUCUUUUUCUCCUGUUCUUUCCUUUUCCCUCCUCCUCCUCAUCUUUUGACACUAUGUAGCUGUUACCUCUCCUCCUUUCGCCUCUCGCCUUCAGUAUGACACUAUGUAGCCUAGAAUAGAGAGAAUCCUUUAAUAUGAAGAGUAUGCGUGUGUGUGUGUGUGUGUGUGUGUGUGUGUGUGUGUGUGUGUGUGUGUGUGUGUGUGUGUGUGUGUGUGUGUGUGUGAGCAAAUGAGUCUCUCUGCUCAAGACGUGUGGAGAAUCUGUGUGUGAAAGGCCGACCCCAGCCGUGUGACCAUGACUUUUCUCUGUGGACGGGUAGUGUGAACACUGUAGCUCCUCUCUGUUGAAUCCUUACAUUCUCUCAAAUCAAACUGUAAACUGCUGCUCAACAUCAGCCGAUGAUAAACACGAAAACUGCUCAAUGUGAUGGACUCUUCUAAUCCCGUCCCGUCACCUCCUAUUUAUUUGCCAUGGAGACGUGCCAGUGAGCAGUCAGUACUCUUGGCUGACCAACUCCUCAUCCAAUGAGAACACAGCAUAUGAACCAGUGAAGUGCUGGAUGGGUGUUUUUUUUUUAUUUUAGAGUUUUUCCAAGGUGUCUAAAAGGUGUAAUGUGCUAUGUGGCAGCUAUGAGUACUGUGUCUUUAUUCCAGGUGUGAAACAAUGCUGACAAAUCAAGAUUUUAUUAUUUGGCUAUUUAAAAAAAGUGAACAGUAUUUAUGACACUAUAUAGACAUAAGUAAAGCUGUUUUUUAAAGA